AUGUUUCCUGAAGACUUUGAAAUUCAAUCGAAAAGAUUGAUUCAUAAAUGGAUAGCUGAAGGGUUUGUAAAAGAUGAAGAGGGAAAAACCUUAGAGAAGGUUGCAGAAGGAUAUUUAAAAGAAUUGAUUGAUCGAAGUUUGGUGCAAGUAUCUUCACUUACGAUUGAUGGAAAAGUUAGAGGUUGUCGUGUUCAUGACCUAACACGUGAGAUGAUCCUUAAAAAAUGCGAGGAUUUGAGAUUUUGUGGUGGCGUACAUGAUGAGUCAGCGUUAAGUGGCAUACCUCGACGCCUGUCAAUAGAAACCAGUUUCAUUGAUUUAGCGUGUAGCAGUGAAAGCUCACCCGUUCGGUCAAUCAUUGUUUUCGAAGAUCAAUCUCCGGAAUUUGUGAGAACACUUACCAAAUACAAUUUACUGAAGGUGCUUGAUUUUGAAGAGAUUUCCUUGUUUGAUUUUCCUGAAUAUUUUGGGAAUUUAAUCCACUUGAAGUAUUUGAGGAUGGGUUUUUCACGGAUAGAAAGUAUUCCAAAAUCCAUUGCUAAGUUGAAGAACUUGGAGAGCUUGGUUCUACAGGAAUGUUUUGGAGUUGAGAUGCCAGAAGAGAUGAUCAAGCUUAGAAAGCUAAGACAUCUUCAAAUCGGCUCUAUGCGUUUGACUCAAUUGAAGGAUGGUAUAGGAGGCAUGACAUCCCUACAAACGCUAAGUGCUGUUGAAUUAUAUGGUGGUGAUGAUGAUGUAGAGCUCAUUAGAGGAUUGGGAAGGCUAACGCAAAUGAGGAAGUUGACCUUGAUAGAAGUUGGGAAGGAACAUGAAAGCGCUCUAUGUUCCUCAAUAAGUAAGAUGAAAUACUUGGAAAGCCUAAGUGUGGAAAUUCGACGGGGACAAAACUUCAAUUUGGAGUUGAAUUCAGCCCCACUUAUGCUCCGGAAGCUUUACCUACACAAUAUUCAGUCGUUUCCAGAGUGGAUUCCAAAGCAUCAAAAGCUGGUUAAGUUUACUUUUAGCGGCUCCUCAACUAUGGUUCCUAUGGAAUCACUAAAAGAUUUGCCAAAUUUGUUGUACCUUGAGCUUCAAAGUUGUGAUCGGGUAAGCUUGCAUUUUCAAGAUGGAGGGUUUCAGAAAUUAAUGGAUCUAAGACUCUCAAAUAUCAUUAACUUGAAUUCCAUCUAUAUCGACAAAGGAGCACUGAGUUCUCUCAAAUCCCUCAAGUUAAGAUAUAUCCGUAGUCUUAAUGCAGUACCCUCUGGCAUCCAACAUUUAAAGGAACUUGAAGUUUUUGAAAUAGAACAGAUGUCAGAUGAAUUUGAGACUAACAUUGCUCCCAUUGAAGGACCAGAUCACCCGGCCAUCCACCAUGUUCCCCUCGUAAAAAUUAUCAGCAAAGGUGGCAAGUCCCGCACUAUUCAUCAUGCAUGA
Molecule: messenger RNA, 1416 nt
Organism: Abrus precatorius (Indian licorice)
Lineage: Eukaryota; Viridiplantae; Streptophyta; Magnoliopsida; Fabales; Fabaceae
Product: disease resistance protein RPM1-like
Exons: 1
Coding region: 1-1416 (471 amino acids)
Biological process (GO): defense response to other organism
Source: RefSeq, a predicted model, not a curated record